CUGAUAACCGGCAUGAGGGCCGUGGACCACUAAAGCUGCUAAUGAAUGUUGCAGUCAGACGGAUGCAGACUAUACGCGCAUCAUUCGCAACAACGCCUUCGAGCUGAGCCCGCUUCGGUGAUUGGACGAGUCGAUAGCGCAAUUUUCUUCAGCGUGGGUAGCGAAUCCGGUGGGCACAAAGAACUCUGCACUAGCUAAUUGGAGUAAAAUGGCGCUGUCUUCUGCAGGGGGAACAAAGAAGAAAGUUUGCUAUUAUUAUGAUGGCGACGUGGGAAAUUACUACUAUGGACAGGGCCAUCCCAUGAAACCUCACAGGAUCCGCAUGACUCACAAUCUUCUACUCAACUACGGACUCUACAGAAAGAUGGAGAUCUAUAGACCUCACAAGGCCAACAGUGAGGAGAUGACCAAGUACCACAGUGACGACUACAUCAAGUUCCUGCGAUCUAUUCGGCCAGACAACAUGUCAGAGCACAGCAAACAGAUGCAGAGAUUCAAUGUAGGAGAGGAUUGUCCCGUGUUCGAUGGACUGUUUGAGUUCUGUCAGCUGUCAACAGGAGGCUCUGUUGCAGGGGCAGUGAAGCUGAACAAGCAGCAGACCGACAUCGCCAUCAACUGGGCCGGAGGACUCCAUCACGCCAAGAAGUCUGAAGCAUCCGGGUUCUGCUACGUCAACGACAUCGUUCUGGCCAUCCUGGAGCUGCUGAAGUACCACCAGAGGGUGCUGUACAUAGACAUCGACAUCCACCAUGGAGACGGAGUGGAAGAGGCGUUUUUCACAACAGACAGAGUCAUGUCCGUCUCCUUCCACAAGUACGGGGAGUACUUCCCUGGCACCGGGGACCUCCGGGACAUCGGCGCAGGGAAGGGGAAGUACUACGCGGUGAACUACCCCCUCAGGGACGGCAUCGACGACGAGUCCUAUGAGGCCAUCUUCAAACCCGUCAUGGCCAAAGUGAUGGAGAUGUUCCAGCCCAGUGCUGUGGUGUUGCAGUGUGGAGCUGAUUCUCUGUCAGGGGACCGGCUGGGCUGCUUCAAUCUUACAAUCAAAGGUCACGCUAAGUGUGUUGAGUACAUGAAGAGCUUCAACCUGCCCCUGCUCAUGCUGGGUGGAGGAGGUUACACCAUCCGCAAUGUGGCGCGCUGCUGGACCUUCGAGACCGCUGUGGCUCUGGACAGCUCCAUACCCAACGAGCUGCCUUACAACGACUACUUUGAGUACUUUGGCCCAGAUUUCAAGCUUCACAUCAGCCCCUCCAACAUGACCAACCAGAAUACCAACGACUACCUGGAGAAGAUCAAACAGAGGCUGUUUGAGAACCUGCGUAUGUUGCCCCAUGCUCCGGGGGUGCAAAUGCAGGCCAUCCCUGAAGACGCUCCGCACCCCGACUCUGGAGACGAGGAGGAUGAGGACCCCGACAAACGCAUCUCCAUCCGCGCCCAUGAUAAGAGGAUAGCAUGCGAGGAGGAGUUCUCCGACUCAGAGGAUGAGGGACAGGGAGGUGGAGGGAGGAGGAACGCUGCAAACCACAAGAAGACCAAACGAGUUAAGACUGAGGAGGAGAAGGAGAAAGAGAAGGAUGUUGAGGAGAAGAAAGAGGUGAAAGAGGAGGAGAAGGACACCGAUGAGAAGAUGGAUACGACAGGGCCAAAAGAAGAAACGAAAAUGACUUGAAGUUGAUGAACCCAGAUCAUUAUGCACCAAUUCCCCCCCCACACACACACACAUUGCAACUGAAAUGGACUGUAAAAUAUUUCUUGAACAGUGUUUUAGUAUUUCUUCAUAUGCAGCCUAAUGUUUGGGCCUGUGGUCAAGUGUUGAAAAUUGAGAUGCAAGAUAUUUCUUUUUCACGUGUCUGGUACCCCCUGACGUGUCACUGUUCUUAUGGAGCCUCAACACCAUCGGAGAAUCUCCAGCCAUGGGGUUCAUGCCAACAGUCCAACGCCAUGCUGAAAGACUCACUUCCCAGAGGGCCUUUUCUCAGCACAUUGUUGCUCCUCCUUUUGUAUCUGAUUGAUUAAAGAAGUUAAUUAACAUUCAUCGGGAGCUUGCCCCGUUGCUGAGAUCUUAAUUGGAUAAAUUGGGGAAGCAGAAAGCGUCUUAGAAAUGUCCCUCGUUAAACUAAGUUUCAGGUCAUUUAACCAGGUGGCGCUCUAUCCCCAUAUAGUGUGCACUUCUGUCAAAACAAAAACCAGUUUCUGCACCACAGUGGGUGACAUGGAACGUCUUGCCGGCACUCUUUUGUCCUGACAGUUAUUUUAUAUCUCCUCCCCAAGACAGCUUGAUCUCACGUGACGGUACGCGACGUACUGACUCCUUCCUUACCUCGUUUUAUAUUUCUUACAGUAAAACACAUUUUUAAAUCUUUUUUAUUUUAUUUAUGUCUUGUGUUUAAUAGGUCAGUGUUUGUGCGUACUGCUCCAGGGUCUAGUUUCCUCUAGGUACAGAUGUUGGAUCAGUCAUGAGUAAGCUAACCUAAGCCAUGAAUAAGAAAAAUAUGAAACUGAUCCAAGGUCAGCAUCCGGAGGCAGCUUCGUCAUUGGAAACCGGACCACAUUUUAUGUCCCCGGUGUUUUCUACUGUUAUUAGAGCAGGUGAAGAAAGUGUUUAGCUGGUUGGGAGUUCAAUUUUUGUGAUGUGCAUAUAACUUGUUUUUAUUAUAUAGAAAAAUAAAUCUAAUUGAUUUUGUA
Molecule: messenger RNA, 2691 nt
Organism: Esox lucius (northern pike)
Lineage: Eukaryota; Metazoa; Chordata; Actinopteri; Esociformes; Esocidae
Gene: hdac1
Product: histone deacetylase 1
Exons: 14
Coding region: 209-1675 (488 amino acids)
Molecular function (GO): histone deacetylase activity
Source: RefSeq, a predicted model, not a curated record